UCUUUAUUCCAUCCAUUGCUUCGGUGUUUCCAAUGAGUUUUCUAUCUCUUACAUUGAAAAGCCCUAAUAAUUGAUCUCCCGGGUCGCUUUCUCCAUCGCGGAUGAUUGUACAAUAUAUUGAGUAAACCGUGGGGUGAGUCUUGACAACUCUAGAUCUCAAGUUAUGUUAUUUUUAUGGGAUUUUCUAACAGAGUAAUUGGAGUUGACUAAAUGACCGACGAUAAUAGAGAAGCAUUGGACCAGGAUCCUACCCCCAAGGGAAAUAUACCUCCAGAAAAUGAAAAUGAGGUAUCAAUUGACUCGUUAGCCCGAAAGGUCCAAGAAUCUCUAUCUCUCGCUAAAAGGCAUAAGUUCUGGGAAACCCAACCUGUGGGGCAAUUCAAGGACCUUGGUGAUACAAGCCUGCAUGAGGGCCCAAUUGAGCCUCCAACGCCCAUAUCCGAGGUUAAACAAGAGCCUUAUAAUCUUCCCACCCCAUAUGAGUGGAUUACUUGUGACAUGGACUCUGAAGAAAUGUGCAUUGAGGUUUAUAAUCUUCUGACCCACAAUUAUGUAGAGGAUGAUGAAAACAUGUUCAGGUUCAAUUAUUCAAAGGAGUUCCUUAGCUGGGCACUCCGCCCUCCAGGUUUCUACCGAAGUUGGCACAUUGGAGUCAGGGUGAAGAGCUCAAAAAAGUUGGUGGCUUUUAUCACUGGGAUACCUGCAAGAAUACGUGUUAAUGAUAACAUUGUAAACAUGGCAGAGGUCAAUUUUCUGUGUGUUCAUAAGAAGCUUAGAUCUAAAAGACUUGCUCCAGUUAUGAUCAAAGAAGUCACAAGGAGAGUUCACUUGGAGAAUAUUUGGCAAGCAGCUUAUACAGCUGGAGUUAUCCUUCCUACGCCUGUAACAACUUGUCAAUAUUGGCAUAGGUCAUUGAAUCCUAAAAAGCUUAUUGAUGUUGGGUUUUCUAGGCUGGGCGCAAGGAUGACAAUGAGCCGAACAAUAAAGCUGUAUAAGUUACCUGAUCAGACAACCACUCCUGGGUUUAGGAAAAUGGAGCCCCAUGAUGUUCCUGCUGUUACUCGACUGCUUAGAAAUUACUUGAAGCAGUUUGUUGUUGCACCUGACUUUGAUGAGAAUGAUGUUGAGCACUGGCUUCUCCCAAAGGAGGAUGUUGUUGAUAGCUAUCUUGUUGAAAGCCCCGAGACUCAUGAAAUCACUGAUUUCUGUAGCUUUUAUACUCUUCCAUCAUCAAUACUCGGUAGCCAGAACCACUCCACUCUUAAGGCCGCUUAUUCUUAUUACAAUGUCUCAACAAAAACACCAUUGGUUCAGUUGAUCAGUGAUGCUCUUAUUGUGGCAAAGCAAAAGGAUUUUGAUGUGUUCAACGCCUUGGAUGUUAUGCACAAUGAAGCUUUCUUGAAGGAACUGAAGUUUGGCCCGGGUGACGGGAAACUCCACUACUACCUUUACAACUAUCGAGUAAAGCAUGUUUUGCGGCCAUCAGAACUUGGGCUUGUGCUCUUGUAGAUAGCCCAAAGACUUGAAUUUGCCAGAACCAGAGGAAUCAUUUUUGGUGAGGUCCGCUCGUUUGUAUGUUUUUAAAGACUAUGUCUGUUGUCCUUUUUCUUUGUUCGUGCAUGAGGUCUACUUUAGGCCCUAAAUGGAUAAACCUUGCAACAUAAUCUAUGAGAUUGAACUUUAAUGCAUGAGUUCCUUGUUCAUCAUGCCAUUUGUUUAGUAUCAUUGUUGAGGUUGUCAAAGAAUUUUAUCUCUUAA
Messenger RNA from Ipomoea nil (Japanese morning glory), 1758 nucleotides. RefSeq names its product glycylpeptide N-tetradecanoyltransferase 1-like. Gene Ontology annotation, cellular component: cytoplasm. Gene Ontology annotation, biological process: N-terminal peptidyl-glycine N-myristoylation. Lineage: Eukaryota; Viridiplantae; Streptophyta; Magnoliopsida; Solanales; Convolvulaceae. The record is from RefSeq and is a predicted model, not a curated record. Gene Ontology annotation, molecular function: glycylpeptide N-tetradecanoyltransferase activity. Bases 211 to 1509 code for a protein of 432 amino acids. The transcript is spliced from 2 exons.